Leptopilina boulardi is the source of this 5771-nucleotide messenger RNA. RefSeq names its product BUB3-interacting and GLEBS motif-containing protein ZNF207 (gene BuGZ). The record is from RefSeq and is a predicted model, not a curated record. NCBI's taxonomy places the organism in Eukaryota, Metazoa, Arthropoda, Insecta, Hymenoptera, Figitidae. The transcript is spliced from 6 exons. Gene Ontology annotation, molecular function: DNA binding. Gene Ontology annotation, cellular component: nucleus. Bases 216 to 1571 code for a protein of 451 amino acids.
CCAUUUUGUAUUAUCGGUUUUUACGUGUGUGUGCGUGGGUGUACGUCGAAAUCUGGUUGCAAGUGACGAUUUUAAUAUAUAGUUGGUGUUUUUUUUUCAUUACAAAACAAAUAAAAUAAUCCAACUCGUUGUUUAUCGUGUAUUCAGUUAAAUAUUGUGAUUGUUUAGAUUAAUUAAAUAAGUGCUUAGAGAAAACAAAAAAAAAAAGUGAAAAAAUGGGUCGAAAAAAGAAGAAGCAAUCGAGGCCAUGGUGCUGGUACUGCAAUCGAGAAUUUGACGAUGAAAAAAUUCUCAUUCAACAUCAAAAAGCAAAACACUUCAAGUGCCACAUUUGUCACAAAAAAUUAUACACAGGCCCCGGUCUUAGUAUACAUUGUAUGCAGGUACACAAGGAAGCAAUAGACAAAGUGCCGAAUUCACUACCAAAUCGAAGUAAUAUUGAAAUUGAAAUUUACGGUAUGGAGGGAAUACCGCCGAACGAUGCAAAAGAACACGAGAAACAAAGAAAUGGUAAUCGUCCAGGUUCACCAAGUUCAGGUGAAGAUGAACCCGUGCAAAAAAAAUUAAAACCCGAGGGUUUAUUGGGUUCAGCGCCAGGUGCAACAACAAAUUCAAAUUCAUCUGUGAUGUCAGGAGGAAUGUCAGGAAUGCAAACACAUCCAACAAUGCCUCCAAUGGGACAAUUCCCACCGCCCAUGCAUCCCAUGAUGGGACCAAUGGGACACGUUGGUCCAGCAUUUAUGGGACCCGGAAUGAUGCAAGGAAUGCCGGGCAUGCCACCGGGAAUGCAACCGCCAGUUAGUGGUGCAUCAGUGCCACCAACACGGCCACUAUUUCCAAGUGCAGCGGUGUCGACCGCUUCCUCAACGUCGGUAACGCCACUUGGCGCCGAUUUUAAACCAAUUACAUCAAUUGCCAGUGGAUCAAUUGGACCCAUUAAGCCAACAUUCCCCGCUUACAGCGGCUCGGACACGGCAUCAAAUAACAGUCAUUCCGAUCCAAAAGUCAAUCUCAUUACAACAACUGGCGCUGCCAGUAAAAUUAUACAUCCACCCGAAGAUCUCAGUCUCGAGGAAAUUCGAGCGAGAUUACCGAAAUAUCAACGUCGACAAAUUGCGGAUUCUCGUUCUAGUCAGGCGGAAGUUGCGCAACAGCACGCUGCAGCAUUGCAUCAUCAUCAUCAACAGCAGCAGCAACAACAACAGCAAGCUGUGGCAAAUGCUGCGGCUGCAUUUCAGGAUCAACAACAACGUCAACAGGCCGCCUUAAGUGCCUUACAACAACAGCAACAAAGGUUUCAAAGGCCACCGCAGGCUGUUAUGGUACCAGCAUCAGCCGGCAUGCCAGUUAGUUCCGUAGCAUUAAUGGCGCCGCUCAUGCGACCAACCAUGACACUUGCUGCACCAGCUCUUAUUCAUGGAGGUAACAUGAUGCGACCGCCCCCCAUGGGCCUGCCACCAGGUAUGAUUGGAGCAUUACCACCGGGUGCAAUGCAUCCGGCAUUUGCUGCACCAAUGGGUUUUCCUGGCGCUCCAAUGCUAGCGCCAAUGAUGCAUCCACGUUUUAGAUGAUCGCCCCCAAUGGACGGGCCCAAUCCACCCCUGCAUUUCGUGCUAUGGGCUCGCCCCUAAUAUUAAAGAAAAAAAAAAAAAAAACAACAACAAAAUUUCUCCUUAGGGUCCGGGACCUUGAUAAAAAUAACAAAAAAAAAAAAACAAAAACAAACAAACAACAACUUGCAAAACGCCAAGGCACUCCAUCUCACGAUUAAACCACAACAGAAGUUAGCAAAAAAUCUUUGUUUUUUUUAUCUAAUUAUUAUUGAUUAAUUAAUUAAUUAUUAAUAUCAUCAUCGUCACAUAAACAGAGAGUGAGUUGUCCGCACAAAAAAAAGGAAAACAAUUUGUGUUUUUUUUUUUUUUUUUGCCUUUUUUAGUUGGACACCUCAGCCUUUGUGUCGACGUCUCGGAGAGACAAGAUCGCGGCCAGGUGGCGCUUCACGUUGUCGCUAGCGAUUUGUUUUUUGUAUGAAAAUUGAAAUUUUUGUGUUCAACUUCUUUUUUUUUUUUUAUCUAGUUUUUUUCAAAAAAAACGAUUUUUGUUUGUGUGUGUUUUUUUCUUUCCAAAAAUUUCACAUAAAAAAAGAGACUCUUGAUUUCUAGCCGCAGCGUGGAGGUCAUGUCGCCUCAGGUUAGUCGGAUAUUUUUAUUUUGUUCAAUUCCUUUUUUCGGUGUGAUUUUAUCACUCAAAAAAAAAAAAAAUGUUUUUUUUACUUACCUAAAUGGCGGUUCAAUUUUUUUUUUUUUUUGAGGUUAGGAAUGUUUUUGCCAUUCAACCAUAACCUCAAAACAAGAAAAUAUGGAUUUAUCGUUAAAAAAAAGGUAAAAUUUUCUUUUUCUUUCGAUUAAAUCAAUUUUAAUUAGUUUAUUUGAUAAUAAUUUUACUACUUUUGAGGUUAUGUGAAUUGAAUCUCAAAAAAGAAGGAAUAAUUUUUCCAUUGGUUGAAAAAAAAAUGACGCUUUCUUUUAUUGGUAGGAAUUAAAAAAAGAAUUCCUAACCUCAAAAAAAAAAAAUCGAUGGUAAUUUAAAAUACCUAGACUGUGAUCCAAUUGUGAAUUUUUUUUUUCAUGAUAAAAUCGCACUGAAAAAAACAUGCCUUUCCUUGCAAGAAUCAUGUUGACGACGCAUGAGUGAGUGGUAAGUACGGAGGGUGCUCUUAAAAAAAAUAAAAAUAAAAAAAAUUUUUGAAACGGACACCAGCUCUCGACACUCGACUCACGCCAUUUUAAUUCCCACUAUAUCCAAAUAAUCGAGUCAUUUUUCGAUCCUUGGGGGUGUCAAUUUUACUAUUUUUUUUUUUUUCAUUUAUAUUUCCAUUUUUUUUAGAUGGAAAUGAAAAAACUGCGCAUGCCUCGUUGAAUUUUCGCGCGCUUAUUUGAAAUAAUUUAUUUCAAAACGAAUUAUUUUUACAAUAAAAAAAAAAAUUUUUUUUGCUAAUAAUUUUAGUGAAAAAAUAUUAAUUGGCUUAAUAUUUAAAAUAAUAUGAUAAAAAUAAUGUAAAAGAAUUAAUAUUACUUCACGGAAAAAAAAAUUUACCUGAAAUAGCGAAAUGUUUCAUUAAAAUAGGAAAAGUUUUACUUGUUUCAGAUAAAUCUUUAGCUAUUUUAAUGAAACAUUUCGCUGUUUCAGGUAAAUCUUUUUUUUUCCGUGAUAAUAAUUACUACUAUGUAGUUUUGUAAUUUUUGACCUUUGGAAACAAAAAGUGUAAAUGUCAAAACUAAAAAAGUAAAAAAAAUUUUUUAGUAAGGUAUGUGCAUUAGUAAAAUGAAAAAAAAAAAAUAUUAGAUUGGGAAAUUUUUUUUAAAAAUUGUAAUUGACUCCGAGGAUUGAAGCGCCAAAUUUUAAAAAUCUUUUCCAAAAUAUCGAUCCGAGAUUUUUCUCAUCCUUCUCAAAAAAAAAAUCCUUUUUUUCUCUCUGCUGACUGUCCGCUAAGCCUCUUUUUCUUCCUCUUUUCUUUUUUUUUUUUUGUUCUCUAUCGUUACACACACCGAAAAAAAGUCGUGUACGUACUUGCUCUGCGUAUUGUUAUUCAAUUAUUAUAUAUAUAUAUAUAUAUACACACAAUUUCCUUUUUUAGGGAUCGCUCUGCGGAGUCAAUUAUUUUUUUUCAAAAUUAUAAAAAUCUACUAAACAAAUUUUUUUUUCAAAAUAAAUUAAAAAAAAUACUGAAGUUAUUUUUUUUGUGAUUCUAAUAGUUAACAAAAAAAAAAAGACUUGGCAGGGCUGUCUUUUCGUUUUCUUAAGCAAAAUUUUUGAACAUGUAGAAAAGUUCUGUUACUUAUUGAGUGUCAUAUAUAUUAUCGACUGUUCCGAAUAAAGUUUUGUGGAAAGUUGGAAAAAAAACUGGGCAUAGUCUGAUGUUCUUAGAAAAUCGAAAAAAAAAAUAGUUUAUUACAUUUUUUUCAAAUCAAUUUAAUACUCAUAUAUGCUUUCAAUUUUAUUACUUUUAACAUAUACAGAAAAGUAAAGAAAAAAAUUAAAAAAAAAAAAAAAACAAGAAAUAACUAUAUUCAAGUUUUCUCAGAACAACGGGCGACAGCCACAUAUUGUUUCAACCAAUCACAGCUCUCAUCGCUGUUGGACCUUUUCUGGUCCCUUGCCACAAGGCAGGCGAUUGUUUGGACCUACCGUCUUUGAGUCGUCGAAUCCCGAGUUCAGAAAAAUGUUGUUUUCCACUAUUUUUUUUUUUUUUUACUGAUGCAUCGUUAGCAAAAUCGAUAAAUUCAAUGAAAAUCGUUAUAUUCAGAAAAAAAAAAUGAAACUUUGGUUCAAAAAUCGAUAUAUCGAUCAAAAUUCGAUACAAUAAUUAAAGUUCGAUAUAUCGAUAAAAAUGCGAUAUAUUGACGAAAAAUCGAUAUAUCGCAGAGUAUUCGAUAUAUCGAUCAAAAUCGAUAAAAAAAAAUUCGAUAUAUAUUGAUUAAAAGUCGAUAUAUCGAGAAAAAUCGAAGGGAAAAUUUGUCGAUAUUUUAUCGAUAUAUCGAAGUUUUAUCGAUGUACCGAAGUUUUAUCGAUAUAUCGAUUUUUUUAACGAUAUAUAUCAAAAUAUCGAUAUAUCGAGUACAAAUCAAUAAUUCAACGUAAUUAAAAAAAAAAAUUCAAGUUUAAUCUCAAUGUUUGAAGCACUUUAUUCUAAUUAUGUAUUUUUCUUGUAAGAUUUAAUUAAAAAUUGACUUUAAUUAUUAAAUGAAGUAUUUUUUUUUUUGUAUGUUGACGUCACUCGGGGAUUGUAUGACUUGAUUGACGCGUGGCUGGACCGAGAAACAAUAUUAAUUCACGGUAAUCUGUAAGGAACGCGAGAAAACAUUAUUAACCGACUCGACGAUCGUUCGAAACACAAAAAAAAAUAUUUCAAAAAAUUGAUAAAUUAAAAAUAAUUUAUGAAUUUAAAUAAUUUUUUUAAUGUAUUAAAAAAAGGGGUUUUAAUUUAAUUUAAUUUUUUUUUUUUUUUGAGUUUCGAUUGUUCGACGACUGCUUAACACAGAGUAUUGUGUGUACAACGGUAUUAUAUAUAAUUAUACAAUAUAUAUAUUAUGUCUAUCUUACUUACAAAAAGCGUGCAAGAAAUCCCGCUAAAAAAAAAAAUGAACAAAAAAAGUAUGAAAAUGAAACCAAUUUUUUUUUUAAAUUUUUGAAUCUCCAAGAAUGUCUUUUUAAACGCCUGAUAAACAUAAAUAUAUAUAUAUAUAUAUAGCGGACGUUGAUGUCACGCUAAAAUGGGAAAAAACGCUUUUUUAGCAAUCCGUGAAACACUUCUGGGUGAGAGACUCUCUUCAAACAAUGGAAAAGCAACUUUGUCGCUAUUAAAAACAAAAACCCCUCGCAGUAAUCCAACCUGCAGAGUCGUAAAUAGGAAUAUACUUGAGGUAAUGUCUCAAAAAAAUUUGUUUUCAUUCUAUAUAGUUAUAAUUAGCUUCUAAUAUUUUUUUUUUCUAAAAAUUAAUUUUAUAAAUUGCAAAAACAAUUAUGUUUUUUAUAGCAUAAUAAUAAUAAUAAUUUUAAAAAUAAUUUUUUUUUCAGUUUUUAUUAUAAUUGUGAUAAUUUUUUUUUUUUUUUAAUAAUAUAUAAUAUAAUAUAUACAUGUGUAAUCUUUAACUCACUAUCUUUCCAAUUUUUUUUUUCUUUCUAGUUUUUAAGUGAAUUAUUGUUGUUUUAUUUUUAAAGAAAUAUUUAAAGAUUUAGUGUCAAAAAAAAAAAAAAAAAUGAAAUAAAAA